AUGCUGUGCUAUGUGACGAGGCCGGACGCGGUGCUGAUGGAGGUGGAGGUGGAAGCGAAAGCAAACGGCGAGGACUGCCUCAACCAGGUGUGCAGGCGGUUGGGAAUUAUAGAAGUGGAUUAUUUUGGACUGCAGUUUACGGGUAGCAAAGGUGAAAGUUUAUGGCUAAAUCUGAGAAACCGGAUCUCCCAGCAGAUGGAUGGGCUAGCCCCGUACCGGCUUAAACUGAGAGUCAAGUUCUUCGUGGAGCCUCAUCUCAUCUUACAGGAGCAGACUCGGCACAUCUUUUUCUUACACAUCAAGGAGGCCCUCCUGGCCGGCCAUCUCCAAUGCUCCCCCGAGCAGGCGGUGGAGCUCAGUGCCCUCCUGGCCCAGACCAAGUUUGGAGACUACAACCAGAACACCGCCAAGUACAGCUACGAGGAGCUGUGUGCCAAGGAGCUCUCCAGCGCAGCCUUGAACAGCAUCGUCGCAAAGCAUAAGGAGCUGGAGGGGACCAGCCAGGCCUCGGCGGAAUACCAGGUCUUGCAGAUCGUGUCGGUGAUGGAAAACUACGGCAUCGAAUGGCACUCUGUGAGGGACAGCGAAGGGCAGAAGCUCCUCAUUGGGGUUGGACCUGAAGGAAUCUCAAUUUGUAAAGAUGACUUUACCCCAAUUAACAGGAUAGCGUACCCCGUGGUGCAGAUGGCCACCCAGUCGGGAAAGAAUGUGUACUUGACAGUCACCAAGGAGUCUGGGAACAGCAUCGUGCUCCUGUUUAAGAUGAUCAGCACCAGGGCUGCCAGCGGGCUCUACCGAGCAAUCACAGAGACGCAUGCUUUCUACAGGUGUGACACGGUGACCAGCGCCGUCAUGAUGCAGUACAGUCGAGACCUGAAGGGCCACUUGGCAUCUCUGUUCCUGAAUGAGAACAUAAAUCUCGGCAAGAAGUAUGUCUUCGACAUUAAGAGAACAUCGAAGGAGGUGUAUGACCACGCCCGGAGGGCACUGUACAACGCCGGCGUGGUGGACCUGGUCUCCAGGAGCGAGCACAGCCCCCCCAGCUCGCCCCUGAAGGCCUCGGAGAGCAGCAUGAACUGCAGCAGCUGCGAGGGCCUCAGCUGCCAGCAGAGCCGGGUGCUGCAGGAGAAGCUGCGCAAGCUGAAGGAGGCCAUGCUGUGCAUGCUGUGCUGCGAGGAGGAGAUCAACUCCGCCUUCUGCCCCUGCGGCCACACUGUGUGCUGCGAGAGCUGCGCAGCCCAGCUCCAGUCCUGUCCUGUCUGCAGGUCGCGGGUAGAACAUGUACAGCACGUCUACCUUCCAACUCACACCAGUCUCCUCAACCUCACGCUCAUCUGA
Messenger RNA from Pipistrellus nathusii (Nathusius's pipistrelle), 1338 nucleotides. The record is from the annotation of a GenBank genome assembly. Lineage: Eukaryota; Metazoa; Chordata; Mammalia; Chiroptera; Vespertilionidae.